Molecule: messenger RNA, 1181 nt
Organism: Euleptes europaea (tarantolino)
Lineage: Eukaryota; Metazoa; Chordata; Lepidosauria; Squamata; Sphaerodactylidae
Gene: C14H2orf68
Product: chromosome 14 C2orf68 homolog
Exons: 5
Coding region: 1-741 (246 amino acids)
Source: RefSeq, a predicted model, not a curated record
AUGCGCGUUGGAGGCGAACCUGUGUGGAAAGUGCGCGCGCAUAACGUGUUCUUUAAACCCGACCUGUAUCCGCGAGCCCGGCUAAUGCAUGUUUACUCGGGAGCAAGUCCCAGUCAUUUCAGCAGGACUUACUCCCAACUGUGGGAGGGGGAGGAGCCACAGCAGCGCUUGGGGGCGGCGCUUCGCUGGCUCCUCCCCCCGGGGGCUGGCCAGUCCGCCGGCGGGUUCCGGAGGCGGAGGCAGCUUUCCAUGGACACGGAGCGGGGUCGUCCGGCUUGGGGGAGCUGCCGGCCGGGAGGGCGCCUGGAUAUGAGCCAUGGCUUCGUAAGGCACAUCAGGCGCAACCAGAUCGCCAGGGAUGAUUAUGACAAGGAGAUGAAGCAAGCCAAGGAAAAGGUGAAGAAGAGGCAUACGCCAGCCCCAGCCCGGCCCAGAAAACCAGAUCAGCAGGUCUAUCAUCCCCGUCAGAGAUGUAGAGUGGAAGUCACAUCUGGCCUGGAGUAUGAGGGCUCCAGUGAGAGUAGCUCCAGUACUGAACUAGACCCUUAUGGACCAGCACUCUUCUGCCUGGAAUAUGAAUCUGACAGUGGCGAGAUCACCUCAGUUGUUGUGUGCCAGGACAAUGACCCUGAUGAGGUGGUAGAGAAGAUCAGUGCCCAGAACCAACUGGAUCCAGCUAUGCGUGAGGCCCUGAAGAAGCGGGUGCUGGAGGAGCUGGAAAAACGACGGGUAAAGCGCUGAGGCUCAGCGGAGAUAUCUGUGUUGUUUGCCUGGCUGCAAAAUGCUUUCUGCAAAAGGGGCAGUGAACUUGUCCCACAGCAGUUGGCUUGGAGGCUUCAAGAGGGUCAGGGAGUUAGCUGAAUCUUAUUACAGGUACCUGCUUCCAAGUAGUGGCCUGAGACUUUGUUGUCUGUGCCUAAAAGGAGUGAAUGGAAGGAGCCAGGGCUGCAGGAAGAGAAUGGCAGCCAGAAAUGGCCCAGGGAUUUUUUGAAAGCUAUUCAGGAAGACGUAGUCUAGCUGAAACCUAAUUGGAUGGCCUCUUACAGCUCUGAGGAAUGGUAUCAUAACUAAACCCCUAUAUUGUGGUAGCCCAGCAUCCUUUAUCUCCUCUUGUGAGUUCCUACUCUGCUGGCUGUUAAAUCUCUAGAUUAGGUGAAUUCACACCAAGACAGAUGUUUCAC